Molecule: messenger RNA, 2079 nt
Organism: Capsicum annuum
Lineage: Eukaryota; Viridiplantae; Streptophyta; Magnoliopsida; Solanales; Solanaceae
Product: protein BREVIS RADIX
Exons: 6
Coding region: 569-1558 (329 amino acids)
Source: RefSeq, a predicted model, not a curated record
GAAACUAAUUGACCCCCUCCACUUCCCCACACACACCCCAAAAUGUCAUGUCUCACUAUAUAAAACUACACAAUUUUCCGUUAGAUAACGACACAAGGAAAAACGACGGCGUCACUUCAUCUGUUUCUAUAAAUACCUCAAAACAUUAUCCCGUCUUCUUCUCCCUUUUGUCUCCAUUCCUUAUUUGUUUUCACACAAUAACACCCUCACUGUGUGUAUAUAAAAACUAUAUAAUAUAUAUUACUAUAUAGUAAGUAUCUUUCCAGAUUCUGAUUCUUCCUCACUGUUAUACGUAAAACCUGGAGACAAGAAUCUCAAUUUUCUCUCCCUAAUAUUCGCCGGCGGUACUUUUCCGGCGCCGGCGAAUAUGUACCAAUUUAUUUUGCUGAAGAUUCGUCAUUGAUUUGGUAUAUUAUUUACGAUUUGCUUAGGUUUUUCUCGAUACAUUUUUGGCUAAAACAGAGAAAAUUAGCGAUUUUGGAUGCGAAAUUCAUCGACUAUUUCAGGUACUAAGGAGAAGAAAGUGACAAAAAAGUAAAAGAAAAAUAAAAAUAAAAAUAAAAGGGAAAUGCUGACGUGUAUAACUUGUAAGCAAAAAAUAGAUGAUGAUGGAGGAGAAGAAGGUCCACGUGGGACCCCCAAUACUAAAGAAUCAGUCAAAAGCUUGACUGCCCAGAUCAAGGAUAUUGCAUUAAAGGUCUCUGGUAAAAACAGCAAGUCUAGUACACCAACUAGCAGUUACAGGAGAGGACAAAGAGCUUAUCCUGAUUUUGAAACAAUUGCAGAGGAAGUUCCAUAUGAACCAGGAAGUUCAAGUACUACUCCAACUUGGGAUUUUAACCGUCAUCAUCGAACUCCUCGAGCAGAUCCAAGAUUUACAGGAGGAUAUAGUGGCGGUGGUGAUGAUGAGAAGAGAGAAUCUGUCUACUCCCAGUCAGGUGAUAUGGUGUUGCCAGAUGAAGAGGGGCCAAAAGAGUGGAUUGCUCAGGUGGAGCCUGGUGUUCAGAUUACUUUUGUCUCUCUUCCAACUGGUGGAAAUGAUCUCAAACGAAUCCGCUUUAGUCGAGAUAUGUUCGACAAAUGGCAAGCUCAAAGAUGGUGGGGUGAAAAUUUUGACAGAAUUAUGGAGCUCUACAAUGUCCAGAAAUUUAAUCAGCAAGCUAUGGACACUCCCGGGCGGUCUGAGCUUGGAAGAGAUUCUAAUUAUUCAAGGCUUGGAUCACCUAGGGAAAGCAAAGAGUGGCCUCAGAGAAAUUAUAGACCAUCCAGCAGCAGCCAAUAUAACUAUGGAGGAUCCAGUUCUUACACCCCUGGGCCUAUGGAACCGUCAAGGAUGACAACUGACUCACGAGCUUCAGUUGCCACGAGCAUUGCUGGUGAUGGAGAGUCAGAAUGGAUAGCAGAAGAUGAACCAGGAGUAUAUAUAACCAUCAGACAACUAGCUGAUGGCACUAGAGAGCUACGGCGUGUAAGAUUCAGUCGUGAGAAAUUUGGGGAGGUGAACGCGAAGCAGUGGUGGGAACAGAACAGGGAUAGAAUACAAGAUCAGUACCUUUAAAGCAUGUUUUUUUCCCAAAGAGCAUUAUCAAGGUAUUAUUCCCUGGAACUUAAGAUCCAAUGUAGAUUCAACUUUUGAUUCACUUAGUGUGAUCAAGACGGUCCAAAUGUGACCACCACGGCUCCUCUCUUCUCGAGAAUCCAUACAUCCGUUAUCAAUGUAUGGACAUCUAUCUCUCGACCAUGCUUCUUCAAAGCGAUUAACUCAACGAUAUCAUCAGGCAAUUCAAGCACCAUUCUUGGCAGUUUAAAAGAGCUUAUACCAGAUUCAUAUUGAAGUAUAUAGUUAUUUCUCCUCCUAGUCACUUUUUAUUUUUUUGUGUCAUCGCAUUUUUGAUCUCUAAUUAUACAUUUUUUUUGGGAAAAUUCUUUUUUUGGGCUUUAUUUUGCCUUCAGUUUUUGGUUGAAUGGCUUGGUGGAUCUCCUAGUUUUUACUUAGGUUGUUUCUUUAGUUGUCUUUCUUUGUAACACAACUUUCUAGUAAAGGAAAUUGAAUCAAAAGCUGAUGAUGCUUAAAAAACU